GGGGGGGGGGGGAGGAGCUCGUUGCAAUGGCAACCGCCACCACCUCCCAGCCCCAAAGCGAGUGAAAAGUAAAAAAGGCGUGGAAAGACGUGGAGACAGAAAGGAAAAGCGUUUUGUGUGUGGGAGGGGGGAGGAGGCAGACGGGAUUUUCUCGCCUUUCCUCCAGGUUUGGUCUGACUAAACCUGGGGGACCCUCCGCUGAGGUUAAGGAAUCUUAAUUGAGGAAUGGGGGAAUCUCUUCAGACCACCUUAAAAAGAAAAGAGCAAAAAAAGGGUGGGGGCCUGAGGUGAUGAGCGGGGGGAAGGAAAAAUUAAAACCCCGAGCCCGCCCCCCUCCCCGCCGCAGAGCCAGCCUCCGAUUCACUUCCUGAGUUUCAAGCCUUGUCUUCCCUCCUGCCUUACAACAUGGCCGGCCGAAAAGCUAAGGAGACCCGGGGGCCCGGGGCUCCAAGCCUCGUAGCCGUGGCAGUGGCGGUAGCGCUGGCUGGACCCCCUCCAGUAGCAGCGGGGCUAGAGGAGCCGAGCCGGGUCCGAGCCAUGACGUCCAACAACUGGACUCUGGUGCUGGAGGGGGAGUGGAUGCUGAAAUUUUAUGCCCCUUGGUGUCCAGCCUGCCUGCAGACUGAGUCAGAAUGGGAGACUUUUGCUAAAAAUGGUGAAUUACUUGACGUCAGUGUGGGAAAAGUGGAUGUCACUCAAGAACCAGGUUUGAGUGGCCGAUUCUUUGUCACCACACUUCCAACUAUUUUCCAUGCAAAAGAUGGAAUAUUUCGUCGAUACCGUGGUCCAGGAAUCUCCAAAGAUCUUCAGGAUUAUAUCUUCCAGAAGAAGUGGAAAGCAGUUGAGCCUGUGGCUGGCUGGAAAUCUCCAUCUUCUAUAACAAUGUCUGGAAUGGCUGGACUUUUUAGCUUAUCAGGCUGGAUACGGCAACUUCACAGCUAUUUCACAGGGACUCUUGGAAUUCCAGUUUGGGGUUCAUACUUCAUCUUUGUUUUAGCCACACUGAUAAUUGGCCUUGUCCUUGGUCUGAUAUUGGUUUUACUUGCAGAUUGCCUUUGUCCACCUAAACCAAAAGAUGGAAAAGAUCAGUUUGCUGAACCAAUUGAAAAGGAGAGGGCAGCUCCUGCAGUUGAAGAUCUAGGAAAUUCAGAAGAAAAGAAAGAACUUUCAGAUGAAGAGGAUAAAGAAGACAUUUCAGAGGGAGAUGAUAAGGAAGACUUUUCAGAAAAGGAAGAGGAAAAAAGUAACUCAAAUGAUGAGACCACAGAAGAGGAGGACUCUGCAGCUGAUGAAGCACCAAGCACUGAAGAUGUUGGAGAGAAUACUGAAGAGCAACAGCUCAUUGAUAAAGAGGCUGAAAGUUCAGUGAGGCAGCGCAAAAGUCAUGGUGCUGAUGACUAAACAGUAGUUUUUUGUAAAGAUACUUCCAGCAAACGGGACCAAAGAAAUGUGUCACUUGCCCUUCUGGUCUGCAGUGGAAGCCAAAUUCUUAAUCUGUCCUGCAUGAGCCAGCUUCUCUCUUAAAAGCAUAUACGUAGCGAACCUCUAAUCCUAAAAGGCAGUAACCCUCAUAUAGUAAGGAGAAUCUUUUAGGCAUGACAAUCACAAUAAAAAACAACACCUAUUAUUCUGAUUGGAGAUUUGCGAUUUGAAAAUUUGUGGGGAAGGAUGUUCUGGUUGCAAUAGGUGGCCAUCCCUUCUUUUAGCCUCCCCCCGAAACACUGUUCCAGGCCACAUGAGGUGAAAGCAUCCUUGACUUCAUGUAUCAGCAAAUUACAAAAUGUGCCCUAAGAACUGGCGCAGAAGUCUCACUUCCUUAUUUGGUCUGGAGCAGUUUUUUUUUUCAUCCUCAUGGAAAACCUCAGACAAUAUAGUCAAUCAAUAGCUAUUUAUUGAGAUAGAAAUUGAGAGGCCCCCGACGUUAUCCUAGUAGAGAACUGUGGAUACAGUGGUUAACUCUCGUCACUGGCUCACUGAAGCACCUUUAUUAUCCUUCCCUUUUUAGUUCUCAUUUUUCCUUCUCCAUGUUUCUUUUGAAAAUAUACUGAGUGCACCCUGACAACAGGGCCUGGCCUUAGACAGGGCUUGCUGUGUACAACACCAGCGGUCUUCAGUUCCUGAGUAUUCAGAGGAGCAGCAGACAAGUUAACAUGACAUCAGCUGAGCUUAUGAUGACUUGUAGGGCUUAGAUCAUCAGAGACCGCAAACAGUGAAAUAUUGACAAGCAAACGCAGAAAACAACAUGUAACCUUCAGAGAUUCAGAAGGAAGUGGCCAUUUAGCAGGAGAAGAAUUUUUUUUCUCUUUUUGGCCAAAAUGCCAUCUCCCCCAACCCCCACUCCAUUUCAAAUAUUUCAUUGAGAAGUCCUCUUUUUGAAGCCAGUAAAUCCUCUUAGUCUUGCCAAUACAAGCAAGCCAUGUGCAAAGAAAGGCAGUAUGAUGUGGUACUAUUUCCAUCUCUAGAGUAGCUCCCUGGCUCCAUCUGAGCUACUUUAGUAAUCAUAACAACUAAAAAACCACUUAUGGUUUCCUUUUUAGUGAACUAACUGACCGGUGAAAGAAUGAGUGAAAAUCUAGAGCAGGAAAUGAGAGAAAUGGAUUCUUCUCUUCCCACCUGCCCUACCCCCAACUCUCUUUAAUCCCGCAAAGAAAUGAGUCUUUGUAAAUCUCUCAAUACUUGAGUUAUUAAAAGUACCCAGGGGGUUAGUUUCUUUAAAAAAAAACUUUCUUUAUACUUGAUUUAUUUUUUAGAAAUAAUUUGAGAAAAUCAAGAAGCUAAUCAUGCAUGGAUUCUCAAGGUAGCACCUAUCUCUCUUCCCUCUCCCCUUUUUCUUUUCAGUACCUCAGUAAGUAUCCAAGGAAAAGAGCAGGGUUUUAUAAAUCCAGAAAUUAUCUUGUCACCUUUAAAAAUGAAUUUGAUUAUGCAUCUGGUUAUUCAGAUUACAUUUUCAUUGGGCGAGUUGAGAACAAGGAAAUUAGUGUGGAAUUCUGAGAAUCCCUGCCCUCUUAUGGUUGAAAGCAAGUAUUACAGAACUUGCACAAAACUGGUUUUAUUUAAAAAUAAAUUGUCUGAUCCUGGGAUUAGUUUACAUCUUUUAAAGUUAGUCAUGUAUUGUUGUUAUAUUUAGUAUCCCCCUUCCUCAGGGGCAGGGUAUGGGGAGAAAGGUAGUGGUGGAAAGAUGUUUGUUUGUUUUUUAAGAAUUUAUUCCAAGAAGUUACAGGCUUUAUUUUAAGCCUGUGCUAUCCCAUGGUUUAGGGUGUUUAUUUCAUAGUUUUGCUGGUACAGAGUAGCUAUAGAAACAAACUCUUUCAAAGGAAUAAGAAACACAUUUUAGUGGCUUCCAUACAUCUUAAAGAGGAUUUAAGAUAGUUAAAUGGUGUGUAUCCAUGUUUAUGUGACUAAUCUUUGUAUUCUAGAUAGCAAACAUUUACCAAGCAUCAGAGUAUAUGUAUCAAAGGUUUACUUCUUUUUUGGGAAAAUCCACCUAUCCCUUGGAACCAGUGGGAGCUUGAUUCAUAUUAAUUGAUCUUGAUGAUCAGUUAUAUCUAAUGUUAAUGUUGUAUUAGGUACUUAAUAUAUCCUAAGAAAGAGACUUGAUCCCUAUUCCCUAGUUAUUUAAAACCUAGAGAAAGGUACACUUUGAAGCUUAAGAUAGUUAUAGCCUUAAGGACUUCAGGAAAUCACAAAACUGUCGGACCUUCAUUCAUCCCCUAUUUUUUUCUGGCAGGACUGCUGUUUAUCUUUCCCUAAAAGAGAUGCCAUUUUCAUAAUCACUACAUGUAUCCAAUAUUAGUGAGCCUUCUAAUGAUAUGAAAUAAAUUUGGUCUAUAGAAAGAGCCAUGUAUUUGAAUUCUGGGUUUUCUACAUACUACCCAUGUGACCUUUGGCAAUUUACAUUAUCUAUAUAUGGGCCUUAGGGUCUUCAGUAUAUAAGAUGAAAGGACAGAGUAGAUAAUUUCCAGGUCCCUUUUUACUCUAUCUAUAAUAGUAUAGUUUAAAAAUAUUUAUAUGAUGAUAAAUGAAAUUAAUUUUUAGUAGAAUGGUCUAAUAUUUACUCUCUCAGAAUUAAAAAUGCAUAUAAAAUACAUAAUUUAAGAACCAUCAAAGCUUUCUCCUCUUUAACCUGGCCAUCAUCCUUAAAAAGGCAGAAUGGAGACAUAGAUACAGCAUCAUAGAAUUUAAAACAUGAAGAAAGCUGUAGUCUUUUGGUCCAACAUCCUCACUUUGCCAAUGAGGUGCUUGAGAUCCAGAGAGGUUUCUGAUCAUUACUUGCUCUUGCUGAUGCUCUGUGCUAAAUGUUUAAAGCAGACUAAAGUCUCCUAGUAGAGUGUGGGAUGCAAAUAGGAGUCUUGAAAAUGAAAUAAAAGAAUCAUAAAAAAUUUAGCUGGAAGAGAGAAGUGAGCCUCCCGCCCAGUGUAGCAAAAGAAUCCCAAUUGUACACACCUCAGGGAUGGUCAUCCAACUUCUUCUAUUUGAAUACAUCUAGCAAUGGGAGCUCCAUACUUUGCAUGGUAACCCAUUCUUAUCUUGGGUAACUGAGUAGGAAAUAUUAAUUAGUAGAAAUCUGGUUCCCUAUAAUCCCUACUAAAACCACUUUGCUUUUUUUUUUUAACCUUGAGGAUAGUACCAGCUUGUAUCCAAAAUUGCAGUUAUUUAUUUAAAAAGGAAACUGAAUUUUCUUUGUCUGUAAAUACCAAAAUAAAAUCGAGGGAAAGGGAGUUAGAACAGUUCAGAAGAGAGUAUGGCAAAAUUUUUAAGAAUUAAGCCCUAAUUUUAAAAUAUUAAUUUUUCUUAAUGGGCCAGGAGAUGUGCUAUUGUCCUUCCUUUUUUUUUUUUUGUAAUAGAAAUCCUGAGGAAAAAAUGAGUCUACCACUUAAAAAAAACUAAAGUUAUAUACACCAUUAUUUAUUAAUUUUCGGACCAUUUAAGAUAGGUAGUGUCGUUUUUAGUGGUUUUGAUUCUACUUGUUGAGGAAUAAUUGAAAUUAUGGUUUGAUUCAUUAUUUAAAUUGGUAAAUGCAGAAUAGAGAGAUAAUUAUUCACAUAAUGGUUAAGAAUCAUGUGGAUGUAUCUAGUUGUUGCAUAUUGUUUUUGAGGAGAUGUUAUUUCUCAUCCAUACGUUAAAGUAUUAUAUUAAUUUGCUCAAAAAUGACUGCAUUGUAGAAGACCCUUUUUUGAAGUACUUGUAAGGAUGGUACAUUAAUGUAGUUAUUUCUAGUACAAUAAAUAUGAAACUGUGGUUGGAUCCACAGAUUUCUAAGUUUUGUCUAUAAAACAAGCUUGUCUGAGAUGAUGUCAAGAUGAUUUGGUUUAGUUGGCCAGGAAUUACAUCUGCUUUUAAGCCUAGUUGAGUAAUUCCUUUUAUACAAAUUAACCAAAAUCUAAUCAAGGGAAAAAAUCAAUAUAUUAUCAUUUUUACUUGAAAAAGGAAAAGAAAAAAAUCAACAUGUUAAAAAAAACUGAAUUUCUCAAAAGGCAAAAAAGUCUUGAAUUUGGAUUCUAGGUUCAAAUGCAGCUUCUCUCACCUACAAUCUGUAUAUUUUUAGACAAAUCACUUAUAAGUUCUCUGAAUCUGUUUUUUUUCCCCUAUCUGUAAAAUGAAUGGGUUUGUACUCGGCAAAAACUAAUACGUAGCCACAAUUAUCUUCUCUUCCCCUUACUGACUCCCACCCCAAGCCUUCUAAUCUUUCUGGUUAGAUACUGAAUCCUCACCCAUAUCAUUGCUAGAGGGAGCCCAGAACCUCCUUCCACUUGCCCUGAGAGCCAUUCCUAGUAGUGAGAUGCUCCUUUAGGGAAACACCUUGAUGAGUCCUCAGAACUCGCAUUCAGUGCAGCCUGCCUUGCAGCUGCAUGCCUGGGACCUCUGUCCUAUAGCUGAACUCUCCUACACAUGUUGUAGUUCAACAACAGCAAAUCAACAAGCAAUUUUCAAAAGUGCUUCCUGUCUGCCAGGCAUUAUGCAAGAGCUGGAAAUAGAAAUACCCUGUGGAAGGGGAGUUUGCAUUCUAACUGGGGAAAGGAAACAAACAAGAUAAAAAGUGGAGAAGGAAGAAGGUACCAGCCUUAGAGGUCUAGAGGAGAUGCAUAUGAGAGACGCGUGGGCUCUCCUCUUAAAAUAGAGGCUCUAGGAGACUCCAACCCCUCCACGGAGAGCCACAGGAGCCAACACAGUGCAGUCUCCUUGAGAAAAGGACUCGCUUCAUUUUCUGUUUGUAACCCUAGUGCUUAACCUAGCAUAAAUGUGUAGUAUGUAGUAAGUGCCUAUUAAAUGCUUUCCAUUCAUUUCAAGCAAGGCCUUUUUCAGCUCUAAAUUCUGUGAUCCUAAUUUUAAAAACUAUUUACAUAUCUAUGUAAACUGGCCUUUUUCAUUUUUAAAGUUACAAAAUAAUCACGUAUUUGACCCAUAAUAAAAUAAGGAGUCACUAUUUAUUAAGUAGUGAUUACAUAAAAUGUAAUUUUGUAUGAUAAGUAAGUGAUAGGGUGUUUUUGGAGUGGGGAAUACAGUCCUUUAAAGUGAUGGCAGGAAAAAACAAAUACUUCUUGGAAAAUCUCCAAACUGUCUUUCUACCUUAUUGCUUUAAACUUCAUAGCUUAAAUGUGGAUUUAUGAAUGAACUACUUCUCCCUAUUUUUUUACGUGAAACAAUGAACUAAGCCUUUCUUUUCCCACCCUCACUUCAAGCUUUAAAGAAAGAUUAGAGAGUGGGUAUCAUUCCCUCAUAGUAACCUUGAAGUGCAGUCUUUGUUUAGUUUCAGUUCAUUUGAUCACCAUCUUUUUUUUUUGUAGGUCAUUAAAAUUAUAUAAAGAAAUAAAAAAUAAAUGUUAUAUUAGCUAUUUGUAGUUUCUACAGGGUUGGCUUUCAAAGGACAGUUCCGAAUUACUUGCUAGCAAAGAAACUGUUGCUUUCUCUAGGAUUUCUGUAUUUGUUGUGCAAAAUUGCAUAUACUCCAACCUACCACUUAAUUGCAAGGUGGGGCAGGUGUGAUUGUUUUGUGUUCCAAAGUCAGUGUUAAUCAUCUGACAUUUUAUGACUGAGUAGUAGAGAAAACAUACUGUCAUAAGUGAUUGGGGUGGGGGGAAGAGUUAUUUGAAGAGUUAGAAGAAGAGAGGAAAGGCUGAAGAGAGGCUAAGUGUAUGAUUUGUUGGAUGAAUGAUUGUAUCAUAAGAGGGCAAAUCAGGGUAGAGAGGGAAAAGAUGUAGGUUGGUGCUUCAUUCUAAAAUUAAUAUUUUGUUUCUUUUUGGCAUCCUUCAUCUCAGUAUAAUGUUGAAGUGUUAUUUCUGCCAGUAUUAUACAUAAGUAGUUUAUUCUAUACGCCACAUUGCCAAGGUCUUCAAAAAUAUUUGCCUCUAUCUUCUGUGCCAACAGAAAACAUUAUUUUAUUGUUACAUUUUGUUUACCUCAUUCAUGUGUUUUGAUUCACUUGAGAAAACCACAACUUAUUUUGAAAAGUUGGAAUGUAAAAUUAACUUAUUCAAUGAAUCAACAUAUUCAAUAUACGAAGUAUUAUUACAUGUUGGAUUGGGACUAAGCAAUAGGAGAUCUUUGGGAAAAGUGCUUCUCUGUUAAUAUCAUUAAUAUCAUUAAUAAUUACCAGCAUGUGAAAUACAUAAACUAAGCUUUCUCCUAAUAGGCUUGCUUACUCUAAAGAAAGUUUGGAGGUUACUAAUGUGUGUGAAUCAUGCAGCUUUGCCAUUUUUGAAUUGGCUAGAAGUGUUGAAUGCUAUUUAUGUUAUACAGCUUUUUCAUGGAAAUGCAAUCUUUUUAUACUAAUGUUGAGCAGACAUGCUACUGCAUAUUUGUAUUGCAAUACCUUAUAAAUUCAGUAUUUAAACUCAUUGUGGCUACUCUUGAUUCUUUAAUGCAGUGACAUUUAAUGUUAGAUUUUUCUUAUGGUGCUUUGUGUAAAUCUUAUGUAUUUAUGAUGUAACUCUUUUUUUAUAGUUUCAAAUCAUGUGUAAAAAACUGAAGAAAGCAAGAUACAAUUUUGAAGCAUCACUGAUAAAACAUAAAUCAUUCGGGAUAAUCAUACUAUUAUAUAACACUAUUCAUUCUGUUUUCAUUUUAAUUUAAUUUUGUGGUAGAAAAAAAUUGCUUGUAAACAGUUUCCACUAAAUCAAAGCUUAAUAGUUAUUUCAAAGACUGUAGAUGAAACAUAUUACUGUUGUAUGAAAGAUUCCACAUGACAUUCAGUCUUUUGGAUACUGUAGAAUGUUGGCUUAAUUAAAAUUGACUUUUACCAUUCA
Molecule: messenger RNA, 8243 nt
Organism: Monodelphis domestica (gray short-tailed opossum)
Lineage: Eukaryota; Metazoa; Chordata; Mammalia; Didelphimorphia; Didelphidae
Gene: TMX4
Product: thioredoxin related transmembrane protein 4
Cellular component (GO): endomembrane system
Molecular function (GO): disulfide oxidoreductase activity
Source: RefSeq, a predicted model, not a curated record